Didymodactylos carnosus is the source of this 584-nucleotide messenger RNA. The record is from the annotation of a GenBank genome assembly. NCBI's taxonomy places the organism in Eukaryota, Metazoa, Rotifera, Eurotatoria, Philodinida, Philodinidae.
AUGAAUUUUUGGAUGCUUCUGAUGAAGCUCAAGGUGAUCUUUAUAGUCGUAGUCUCCGAACGACUGAGGAUAAUGAUAAUGAAUUGACGGUAGAUGAAGAUGAAGCUGAAGCUGAUGUUUAUCGCCGUCAUCUUAGUAUUGCAGCACUUGAACAAAUCUUCUCAACAAUCCGAGAACGAGCAGCAGAGCCAAGUUCUGACGACUUCGUUAUUGAUGAUCUUAAUGAAUUUAUGGCUGACGAAACAAUUACCGAUGAAAUGAUUGGUUCUCUAUUUGAUGGAAUAUCUGAAUCUUCAAGUACAGCUUUAGACCCAGAAGUUCAAAACGUUGAAAUAGCUGAUUUGCCAAAAUUAGGUUUAUCACCAAUACUAAAUGCUAUUCGGGAAUCUUGUCCAAAUAUUAUAGUUACAGUGGGUGAUUUAGAGGGAAAAGAAAAGCUUGCUACAUGUCGUCCAAAAUUAGUUGCUGCUAUAAAAGAAAAGCUAACAGAAUUGAAACAACGUGAUCCACGUCCAUAUAAAUGGCAGGGUAAUGAAGCUGAACUUAACGAGUGGUUUGGAAAGUUAUUUCCGGUUAAUGCAUGA